CGAAAAGGGAGAAUCUUGAAAAAAUUAUAGAAGAAGAAAAACUAUUUUGGAAUUUUGUAUGGUGCACUCAAAUUUUUGAGAUGACAUCCAAUCUACUAAAAAACGCUAUUAUUGUAAAACCUCAUGGUGUACGUAAAGUAGCAGCAAUACUUUCAAACGCUGUUCGAAACCAUUGGAAUUAUCAGUAUAAACCGGGUCCUUAUCCAAAGACACCGGAGGAACGCGUUGCAGCUGCAAAAAAGUAUGGGUUAACAAUUGAAGAAUAUCAGCCAUAUCCAGAAGAUAUGGGGUAUGGGGAUUACCCUAAAUUGCCAGAUAUUGGUGCAGAUUCGAAAGAUCCCCAUUAUCCUUAUGACUGCCCUGAAUUAAAAAGAAACUUCAAUGAGCCUGUUCAUGCAAGUGCUGAGAUUUUUGGUGAAGACCGCUAUGAUCCUAAUUUGAGGCCAAGAUUUUCCUUGGCACAUCAAUGGACUUGGUUCUUAGGUGUUGUCGGUGGAUCAUUUGCACUAUAUUUUUACUUGGAAGAUUUUAAAAUUGGCAGACCAGUAGCUUGCAAGCAAUACCCUGGAAAUGGCCCUCACUACUUGUUUACUCCCAAAUAGUUUUCAAUAUUGUUUCAAUUAUUAUAGCAAUGUAGAAAUUAUUAAAUGAAUGUUGAAAC
This is a messenger RNA of Chilo suppressalis (striped riceborer), 661 nucleotides long. The record is from the annotation of a GenBank genome assembly. Lineage: Eukaryota; Metazoa; Arthropoda; Insecta; Lepidoptera; Crambidae.